UGCUGGUAAACACAUGGUAUAAGCAAUCAAAAUACAAAAAUGGUAACACAGCUUUUGAGCGUAAAACUAGACUACAAAUAUGGCAUCCAAAUCUCACACGACUCCAAAUCUCACAAGGACUACAAGUGAAGAUCAGUCAGUGAUUAAAACGGAUUCAGAGGUUCUCAUCAGUGAUGAAACUAAAGUUGUGCCUUUCAUUUCUGAUGUUUUUUGUGAUUCAUGAUGUCCAGUCAGCCAAAAGUCAGUGGAUGGCACUCGUACCAUCAACCAUUCCAGCUGUGCAGGGCUCCUGUGUGGUUAUUCCCUGCACCUAUAAUUACCCCAGACCUAGCUCCAAAAAGAUCAUAAACAGCUGGUUAGGAUUCUGGAAGAAAGGGAACAAGGUUUUGGCAACCUCUAUCCAAAAAUGGAAACUGCCUGUGGAGUACAAAAAACGAACUCAAUUUCUGGCAAAACUGAGAACACGGAACUGCACGAUGCUACUGGAUAGUGUCCGGAGCACUGAUGUCGGACCUUUUUACUUCAGGAUUGAAAUGCCACAAUACAAAAGCUUCUCAUACACACAAAACUCUGUGUCCAUUGAUGUUAUACGCAACCCCCCACCGCCAACUCUGUCUGUGGAGGUGAAUGAUCAGGUAUAUGCCACCUGCUCUGUUUUUCACUCCUGCCCAUCUAUUCCUCCUCAAUUCUCCUGGAGUCACACUGGAGUCAUCAAAAGCCAGUCGAAGAAAGUGAAUGCAUGGAACUGGCAAACAGUGUCAACUCUGACCUUUCCGCCUUUAGCCACCGAUUUCAACAAGCCUUUAAACUGCACAGUGCGACACAGAGGGGGGAAGGAGGCACAAAGCUCCAUUAUUCUUCUAAUAUGAACCCAGUGCAUGAUCUAAGUACAACUUCUUACUCUACACAGUAAAUUAAUUGAAGGUUUUAAUUUAGCAUUUGGGGUAUAUAUCGUGUUUAAACUACUUAAAGUGAAUCUUAAAACAGAUAGCUUUGCUAUUUGUGAAGCCCAAAGGGGUUUUGUGAUUGUUUGGUUUGAGUGGACGUCACAGAGUGUGUCUGCACUAAAAACACAUGUUUUAGUGUAUCAUCUAUGGUGGAUGAUAAGUGAUCAACCGUUUUAUUUCUCCAAAUGUUUACGUUAAAAUGCAGUUAAAAAAUCUGAUACAUAUAUAUUCUUAAAUAAUAUUCUUAGAAAGAGGUGUUGUUAUGUGACAUGUAAUAAGACAAAAAUAAUAAGGUAGUUAUGAAACAUAUUUUGCAAUUCAGAAACUUUGCGGCCGCAAGAGUACUGGCAGGGACUAGAAAGAGAGCACAUUUUGCCCAAAUCUGUAAAGAUCUGUAUAGAAAUUCACUUUUUUCAUGUAUGAUUUAAAGUAAAUCAAAUGAAUGCAAAAUGGCAUCAGUAUAAAUGCCUUGGAUCAGACUGUCACGGUCCUGGGUCGGUGACCCAGUGUUUUGUGUAUUUUUAUUUUAUGAUUUUCUUGUAGUUUGAGAUUUCUAGUGUUUAGUAUUGGUUUUGUUCUGUGGCAGUUUGUUUCCUGCUUUGCUUUGACAGUCUGUGCCCUACGUUAGCGUUUCUAGUUUGGUGUCUCCCUGUUCUGUCUGCUAAUUGAUGUCAGCUGCGUCUUCCAGGUGUUUUCCUUUUGCCCUGCUUUCCUCUUGUAUUUAAUGUCUGUGACUGCUCCUGCUCUUUGUCGCGCCGUACCCUCAUUCUGGCCUAUGUAGUUCAGUUUCAUGCCCUCAUCGUUCUGUUCCAUUUCCUAAUUUAUGCCUGCAAUAAAGCAGUGGAUUUUGAGCUUAAAUUCCGCCUCCACCA
Oreochromis niloticus (Nile tilapia) is the source of this 1819-nucleotide messenger RNA. RefSeq names its product myelin-associated glycoprotein. The coding region runs from base 174 to 869 and encodes 231 amino acids. The record is from RefSeq and is a predicted model, not a curated record. The transcript is spliced from 4 exons. NCBI's taxonomy places the organism in Eukaryota, Metazoa, Chordata, Actinopteri, Cichliformes, Cichlidae.